Molecule: messenger RNA, 2126 nt
Organism: Pocillopora meandrina
Lineage: Eukaryota; Metazoa; Cnidaria; Anthozoa; Scleractinia; Pocilloporidae
Source: the annotation of a GenBank genome assembly
AUGGAAAUGGAGGCGGAAGAAGACAGAAAACGCCAUUCUCAUUUAGCGAAAUUCGUGCAUGACAAAGCCGUUCUUGCUGCGAACAAGAAAGGCGCAAUAGCUGAAGCUAAGUCGAAGGCCAUCGAAAAAGCCAUAGAGGACGAAGAAGACGAGAAAAUCACGUUAGUCACUAUUCCAGGUUUUACCAAUCCGGUCAAUACGAAAAGACAGACACAAGCGUGGAUAAACACACAAGAAAAUCCACAGGAGACACUAAAAGCACUGGAUUGCGUCACAGGAAACACUAAUCCCUUUGAAGAAUGUUUUAAAGGAAAGGAUGAUAUCUCUCGCCAGCACAGCACUCCCCGAAUUAAGGAGGAACAUACACCAAAAACCUCACCCAAUAGGAACAUCUCAGGAUAUGGUCAAGCGAGGAAUACACCCCUCUACGAGCCCGGCUCAGGGAACCCCUUCACACUGACACCUGGGCCUGUAGGAGAACUUCUAACGAUCAUUCAAAAACUGGCUGCGAGCUUGGAACGGCAAAAUCUUCCAAAGUGCCACCCGGAGAUAUUCGCAGUAAAGGUGACCCUCUUCCACCCUUGGAAAAGCGCCUUUAGAGCUUUGAUCAAGGAUGCAAACGUGUAUUUUGAUGAAAUUUAUCACAAAUAUGUGUUUGCUUAUAGGAAAUAUCACGGCUGCGACUCAGCACUUCUUAGUCUAACUGAACAAUGGAAAAAAGAAAUUGAUAACAACAAAUUGAUCAGUCUGGUCUCUAUGGACUUUUCCAAGGCUUUUGACAACUUACAUCAUGAACUGAUUGUUCUGAAAUUAAAAGAAUAUGGAGCAGAUGAAGCAACUAUUCCAAAGAGUGAGAAUGGGGGAUACGCUUUCCAAUUGGCAACCUAUAUACAAUGGUGUACCACAGGGAUCCAUCCUCGGCCCUUUAUUAUUCAACAUCUUCAUGAACAAUCUUUCAUAUGUCAUCAAGAAGUGCACUCUGUCCACUUACGCUGAUGACACUCAAAUCUUUUACGCCGACAAUCAACUCUCCAAAGUUGAAAAAACAAUCAACAAUGAUCUUAUUAGUACUGAUAUAUGGUUUGCGCGUAAUGGUAUGAAGGAGAACAGUUCGAAAUACCAGGCUAUGGUGUUAGGAAAACACAAAGGAACUGAUGAACCAGUGUUUAAGUGUGAGGAGUCACAACUUCCCAUAUCCAACACAAUGGAACUUCUUGGCGUGACAAUCGAUGAUAAAUUAAAUUUUGAAAAGCACAUUGCUAAAAUAUGUAGAAAAGUCAGUCAACAAGUCGCCGUAGUAAAAAGGAUGCAGAAAAUGUUGUCUUUUGAGACUAGAAGAGAUCUUUAUAAAGCUUUCAUUUUACCACACUUUAAUUACUGCCCCGAAACGUGGCACUUCUGUAAUAAAAAGUCAGCUGACAAGUUAGAGUUGGUGAACAAACAUGCGCUCCGUUUUGUUUUUAGAGAUAAGUCCUCGCCUUAUGAGGAACUUUGUAAGCGUAUCGGUCUCUCAAGUCUUCGUGAACAGCGAUUAGCGAAAAUAUUGUCCACUGUCUUUAAGAUAUUAGCCAGUGAUACAGGUCCAAAAAGCUUACGUGAUCUUAUAACAGUAAGGUGCUCCACUUAUCACCUUAGGGGCACCACAACACUGGACCUCCCAAAAGUAAAAUCAACAACCUUCGGGUUAAGAUCAUGGAGAUAUGCUGCAUCGAAAUUAUGGAACGCUUUACCAGACGAGUCUCGAAAGAUACAAACAUUUACUACUUUUAAAAAUUACUUUAAAACGUUAGAUUUCACGGGACUCUAGCACGGUGAGGAUCUAUCCCUGAUUACAUUUACUGUUUUUAAUGAUUACAUUUUACUUGGUGACUACAUUGUUAAAUUCUUACAUUUUAAUAUUAGCUAGUUCUUAAUCUUAAUUUAUUUAAAUUUAUAUACCUUCACAAGGCUUUAUAAUUUCCUUUUCUCUUUUUAUUUUGUGGCGUACCUGUAAACUAGCUUUUAGCUAAGCAUUCUGACCACGUUAAAUAAAGUGAUUGAUUGAUUGAUUGUCACCAGAAAAGGAGAUUAACUACUUAAGAAGCUACACGAAAGGGGAUGUGCAGAAGGUUGUGAACAACUUCUGA